AUGUGUGGCGUGCCCCUCGCGCUACUCUUAGCGGCCCCGUUGCCGCCCUUCCAGGCCCCUCGCGGCCCCUUCGCGGCCCCGUUGCCGCCCUUCCAGGCCCCUCGCGGCCCCUUCGCGGCCCGUCGCCGCCCCUUUUGCGGCCCGUCGCCGCCCCUUUCGCGGCCCGUCGCCGCCCUUCCAUGCCCCUCACGGCCCCUUCGCGGCCCCGUCGCCGCCCGUAUCGGCCCCGUCGACGCCGCCAGCGGCCCCGUCGCCGACCCUAGCGGCCCCGUCGCCGCUCUUAUCGGCCCCGUCGCCGCCGCCAGCGGCCCCGUCGCCGACCCUAGCGGCCCCGUCGCCGCUCCUAUCGGCCCCGUUGCCGCCGCCAGCGGCCCCGUCGUCGCCGCCAGCGGCCCCGUCGCCGCCUCCAGCGGCCCCGUCGCCGCCACUUGCGGCCCCGGCCCCGCCCCGCCCAUGCCCCAUCGCCAGCCGCGGCGCACCGGGGGCACGUGCACCGCCCCCCCCCCCCCUUUUCCCGUCCCGUCGGCCCCGCGCUAG
Closterium sp. NIES-65 is the source of this 537-nucleotide messenger RNA. NCBI's taxonomy places the organism in Eukaryota, Viridiplantae, Streptophyta, Zygnematophyceae, Desmidiales, Closteriaceae. The record is from the annotation of a GenBank genome assembly.